UAUAUUUGAUAUAAACAGAAUUUAAACCAUAGAUAGACUAAAAGAAAUUCAAACAGGGAAAUCUGUAUCUGUCAGAGCUGUCUGUCCACUUAAUAUUUUAUUGAUUGCAUGUGUGGGCGGUUCUAUGAAGCUAUGCUGAUCGGAAUCGGGAUCCAAUUGGCUGAGUUGCUGCAGCAGUAUCCAAUCACAGCAAAAGGGUGGAGCAAAGAAAUGACUCCACAGGUGAAAACUUCCUGAGCUAGACAACCGACCUGUUGCGCUAAAUUUUUAUCUGGAUCUUUAGUUGUCAAUUUGAGCGCCAACAUUAUGAAGAAGGUGGUUUUGGUGACUGGAGCAAAUAGUGGUAUCGGCCUGGCGCUGUGCGAGCGUCUCCUCUCGCAGGACACAGAGGGCGUGCAGCUGUGUCUCGCCUGCAGGAACAUGAGAAGGGCUCAGGCUGCUCGCGCUGCUCUCCUUGCCGCUCACCCCACAGCUCAGGUGGACCUGCUGCAGAUGGACACGAGCAGCAUCUCCUCCAUCAUUAGUGCUGCUCAGGAGGUCAAAGUCAGGUAUGACCAACUGGACUACCUCUACCUGAAUGCAGGCAUCAUGCCAAACCCCCAGUUUGAUGUAAAGUCAUUUUUUAAAGGCCUCUUCUCCAGCAAAGUCAUCAAUAUGUUUGCCACUGGCGAGGGGAUUCUUACCCAGACGGACUGUGUCACCCCUGAUGGCCUGCAAGAAGUUUUUGCAACCAACCUCUUUGGUCACUUCCUUCUAGUCAGAGAGCUGGAGCCAGUCCUUUGCCAUGCAGGUCAGACAUCACAGCUGGUUUGGACCUCGUCUAGUAAUGCUCACCACUCAGCGUUUAAUCUGGAAGACAUACAGCACCAGAUAGGCUCUCAGCCCUACAGCUCCUCCAAAUAUGCCUCAGACCUGCUCAGCCUGGCUCUCAACAUGCACUACAACAAACAGGGUUUGUACUCUUCUGUCAUUUGUCCUGGUUUUGUGAUGACAAAUCUGACGUAUGGCAUCCUGCCCUCCUUCCUCUGGAUGCUGCUCAUGCCUAUCUUUUGGCUAAUAAGAAUAUUCACAAACACUUUCACGCUGACACCUUAUAAUGGAGCGGAAGCCCUGCUUUGGCUAUUUAAGCAAAAGCCUGAAUCACUGGACCCAUAUGCUAAGUACCACAGCUUAACAUCUGGGUUUGGAAUCAACUAUACACAACCACGUAAGAUGGAUAUUGAUUUGGAGUCCUCUGAGUCGUUGUAUGAGAAAUUAUUGCAGCUGGAAAGGGAUGUGAAGAGCAAACUGUAGGAGACAUAAAGGGAAACCCAUUUCACAGAAGACCUGCUAGAUCUGAAUAAUCUUACACAUAUAAUGCAAGAUGGAAAGCCUUUUAUUUCUUUCUCUAAAGUCACAUCAUGCAAAGGAUUUGGCUGUCAGACCUCUCAAGAAAUAUUAUUCCUCUGCCUUACACAGCAUUAUGCAUGUCUUAAUUAAGAGCAAGGUCAGAUUACAGUUAUUCUGAAUAUUUAUUGCAUGAUUUGCAGUUUCUCUGUCAGAAGGUUAUAAUACAAUCAACUGUAUUAUGCAUGUUGUGUUACUUUGGAAGAACUUUGCAAUAAAUAUUAGCUAUGUCUAUUCCAAUAGUCUCAGGUCAGUGUCUUUCCAAAUGACAAUGUUAAAACUGCAGCUUUGCGUUUAUGUGUAAAUUCCCCUGCAUCGCCGUCCUUACAGUUUAUACGGUCCCGGUGGGGGGU
Molecule: messenger RNA, 1739 nt
Organism: Melanotaenia boesemani (Boeseman's rainbowfish)
Lineage: Eukaryota; Metazoa; Chordata; Actinopteri; Atheriniformes; Melanotaeniidae
Gene: hsd17b7
Product: hydroxysteroid (17-beta) dehydrogenase 7
Exons: 9
Coding region: 307-1293 (328 amino acids)
Biological process (GO): cholesterol biosynthetic process
Cellular component (GO): endoplasmic reticulum membrane
Molecular function (GO): estradiol 17-beta-dehydrogenase [NAD(P)+] activity; 3-beta-hydroxysteroid 3-dehydrogenase (NADP+) activity; 5-alpha-androstane-3-beta,17-beta-diol dehydrogenase (NADP+) activity
Source: RefSeq, a predicted model, not a curated record